This is a messenger RNA of Labeo rohita (rohu), 5558 nucleotides long. RefSeq names its product TBC1 domain family member 10A-like. The coding region runs from base 477 to 2999 and encodes 840 amino acids. The transcript has 10 exons. The record is from RefSeq and is a predicted model, not a curated record. NCBI's taxonomy places the organism in Eukaryota, Metazoa, Chordata, Actinopteri, Cypriniformes, Cyprinidae.
GUUCGCGCACGUCGCUGUCACUCAGAGUUGGUUGUAGGAAAUGCGGACACGGCGAUAUGUCAGCAGGGCCGUGUUUAUCUCUUCCAGCGAUGCUGCCCAUUUCACAUUUCAGGGAGGUUUCCUGACUUUUUAAAAUGCGACGCACAAGUCUACUCAAUGCCAGCGGUACGGAUCUGUUUGCGAGCGGAUGAGUGGGAACCCAGUGCGGAGCGGCAGUGUUUAGCUAACACCGUUAGCCCAGCAGCACACCACCCUCCACACUCAGACCCCCAACCGCACUUUUGGCUUUAUCAUUAGAACUUUUCUAUCGGGCCAGCGGCUCACCAGCGGCCUGCCUCGCUCAAGCCUUUACAUCCGUUCAGCGGCGGCAGCGGCGGCGGGGGGGUCACGGUAACCGGAGCAGACAGAAACCCCCCCGGGACGGACGGACGGACGGACAGAUCCCACAGCUGCGGCUGUAUCGGUGAGGAGCAGCUAUGGCUGAAAUUACCGCCCUCACUCCUUCCCCUCCUAGUAUGGCUGAUCAACCGGUGCCUGCUUCCUCCAGUCCACAGCCUCUCCCCUCAGAAACUCCCAUCCCAAAAUCAUCUCUCUACGGGGAUCGAGCCAUGAUGGGAAACCCAACAUUACAGACAAGCGGAAAAAUCUCUUCUUGGGAGAGCACACCCGGCCCAAACAGCGCUGAUCUCACUUCAGCAGCAACAGAGAGCGUUGCUGCUCCACCGGUAGAGGUACUAGCUGCUAAAGAUGGAGAGACUAAUGGGAAAAAUGAUUUAAUUGGCCACACUGAAGCACAGGAUAAACAGAUGCCGCCCUCGCCUGAACUUAAUCCCAGUCCUAAUCUCUAUCCCAACGUUCAAAUCAACCAGAUUUUCACUCCUGCACCCCCUGUGGACAUUCCUCCGCAUUUUACACCUCCUGUUCCUGUUUCCAACCCGGCUCCCUCUUCACAAGACUCCAGGCAAACAGAAGCACAAACAGAGCCCGAGUCCGCCCAGAACCCCGAACCUAACACUCCCAAUGCCACCAAGAUGACCCCUGAGCCCCCCUACACGCCCACUAAGGCUGACCCCCCAGCCUUACUGGUGCAGGAGUCCUGCGGGUCCUUGGUUUUGCCCUCCGCUUACUCGCGACCGGCCCCGGACACGCUCAGCUACCUGGAGUCAGCCAGCCUAAUGUCAGGCACGCUGGAGUCUCUGUCGGGGCUCGGCGAGGACGGCAGCUCGGUGGGGUCGGACUCGGAGAUCAACGGUCCGGUGAGGCGUACUGAUAAAUAUGGCUUCCUGGGAGGAGCACAGUACAGCGAGGGCAGCGAGGCGGACAUCGCUGUGGCCGUGGCGAGGCAGAGAGAGAUGAAAUGGUUGGACAUGUUCAGAAACUGGGACAAAUGGGUAUCUCGACGCUUUCAAAAGGUUAAAAUACGCUGCAGGAAAGGAAUCCCCUCAUCACUCAGAGCUAAAGCCUGGCAGCUGCUCUCCAACAGCCAGGAGCUACUUGACUCCAAUCCUGGAAAGUUUGAUGAGUUGGAGCAAGAGCAGGGAGAUCCAAAGUGGUUGGACAUUAUAGAGAAAGACUUGCACAGGCAGUUCCCGUUCCAUGAGAUGUUUGCUGCUCGGGGAGGACAUGGGCAGCAGGACCUGUACCGUAUACUGAAGGCCUACACAAUCUAUCGACCAGAUGAGGGCUACUGUCAGGCCCAGGCGCCAGUGGCAGCAGUGCUGCUCAUGCACAUGCCUGCUGAGCAAGCCUUCUGGUGUCUUGUGCAAAUCUGUGAGAAAUACUUGCCUGGCUACUACAGUGCUGGGCUGGAAGCUAUUCAGCUGGAUGGAGAGAUUUUUUUCUCUCUUCUGAGGAGAGUCUGUCCCAUGGCAUACCGUCACCUGAAGAAAUUUAAGAUCGACCCCAUCUUGUACAUGACAGAGUGGUUUAUGUGCAUUUUCUCCCGUACGCUGCCUUGGUCUUGUGUCCUGCGUGUCUGGGACAUGUUUUUCUGUGAAGGAGUGAAGAUUGUGUUCAGGGUGGGUCUGGUGCUGCUCAAGCAGAUGUUGGGCUCUGUGGAUAAGCUCCGUGAGCUGCAGGGCAUGUACGAGACCAUGGAGCGACUGAGAAACCUCCCCCCUGAAAGUAUCAGGGAGGAACUUCUGGUGCAAGAGGUCGUCUCUCUGUCUGUGACAGAGGCCCUAAUUGAGAGGGAGUGCGGCAUUCAGGUUCGCAAGUGGCGGGAAUCUCGUGGAGAGUUGACUCACCAACCUGGUCGGCGUUUGCACGGUACGCGGGCCAUCUUUGAGCAAAAACACCGGGCCGCUGCAAUCAGCUCUGGCGGCAGCCUGUCCUUCCUGGCCAGUCACAUCCCUCCCCCAGGACCCUUACGUGCGUCAUCAAGCCUCCUGUCACUUCCUGGUCUUAGAAAAUCCAAGACGCCGUUCCAUUCACAGAAUAAGAAGGGCUCCACGUCUGGCAGCUUUGGCCAGGAUAUCGUCCCACUGCAGCCCCUCAGUGGCGGUACCACCAGUGCAGUGGCCUCAAAACCUCCUAUUUCAUCUGCCUCUAAUGCAGGAGCCAGUGGGCGGCCGCCAGCACCGCACGGGCCUAGCCCGCUAGCUACAGCGUCAUCUACUACCACGCCACCGGCUCCAACGGCACACGCGUCCAGCGCGACCAUGCUCCAGCCUUCGCCCAAAGUCGUCUCUGAACACAUCACCCCCACAAUCCCAUCACCCACCGCAAACAACGCACCAUUACCACCUUGCCCAGAAACCUCAAAAGUGGAGGAAGAUGGAAAAAAGAAGAAGAAAACCAAGGAAGACAAGAAGCGAGAGAAAGAAGAGGAGAAGCAAAAGUCAAGGGAGAAGAAAGAGAAGGAGAAGACGGAGAAAGAACGGCUGAAGAAGGAGAAAGAGAAAGCCGAGAAGGAGAAGAAAAAGGAGAAGGGCGGUAAGAAAAAAGACAAAGACACUGAGGAGAAGAAUGGGGCCGCAGCAGCAAAAGAUUCUGCCUAAUUCCUGCCCCGCACAAGAAUGGCGUAAUAAAAGGACAACGGCUGUAGACUGGUGAAAUGAGUGAGACAGAGGGAAAGCGAAACGCCUGCAAAGUACAUUUCAUCUCAAGUACUCAUUUCACAAGAAUAACUGGAUCACUGCAUCCGCCCCACAUCUCUCAUCAUCUCGUCUGCACUGUGCUUUCACCCGAUGCCGAAACAGGAAGCCGUUAUUAACUUUCGUUAGUUUUUUUUUUUUGAAGGUAGGUAUCUGAUUGCUGAGAUCAGCUGUAUAUUUAAUAGUCAAUUCUAGUGUACUGGGUGCCAUGGUGUACAUAGACCUCUAGCGCCAUCUGUGCCAGUCCAGCCCCACAAUCCCCCCUCUGUCCGUCACCCGAGAGGUGUCUCAACCAGAAUACCUGAAUAAAACUUUUCUGUGGCGAGAAAAGCGAGGUGGUGACUAGUAAUAACUUAUCUGUGAGUGUUCUGGAGGAUCUAUUUAUUCAUUGUACUGUUGAGUGUUAGUGUGUGUUUGUGUGUUCUCGUAUGUCUGUGCCUUGGCAGUGUAGUGAAUCGUGUCACAGUCUCGUGCUGCGGACCGGUCUCGUCUUUCUUCUCUCUUUUCGCUCUCUCAAAAGAGUGGAGGAGCUCAAUUGAACUGGGGAGGAAAGGUACGUUCUCCUUUACAGUGGUAAAGGAGUGGAAAGAGCCACUUUUAACAAAGAAAAGUUUGGAUAUCCAAGUUAACGAUUACUAAAAGUGUCAAAGCCCCUCAAUCCGACAUCAGCCUCACCAAAAAUUAGCUUUUGACGCCGAAGAUUUCUUUCUCCUUUUCGAACAAGUUGCAUCACAUGAACCACAGUAAACAUUCUGCCAAGCGUCAGUCACUCCAGAUAUCUGUGUGGUUUGAUGUUAAUUAUCUCGAUGUUGAUAUGGAUGUAGGAUUUUAAUAAAUUUAUGCACUGAGGCCUGUUGAUUUUCACCACUAACCGAUGUAGGGCACUCUCUAAUCCAGCUCGCAUGACUCCUGAAGUCUGCGCCCAUUGUUGGAUGGUGCAGCACUGUAGCAUUAACCUUUGAUCUGUGAAGCCCUUGGCUUCAGGCUGUAAUGUUUUGAUGUAUAAACUAUUAAUUUAAUCGGAUGAAACCAUAUACUAUCUAUUACAGCUACUAUUAGACUUGUUUUGAAUUAGAUGUUUUUUAUUUUUCUAUGCAAGAGGCCUGGUAGACUGGAAUGGCAGUGAGCUUGGUUUUAGGAGAGUGAUGUAUGUAAUCACAUUUUAUUUCGAAGCGCUGAAAGUUAUUUUUGCACAUUUCUCUCUCAACAUCCUGGAGAACGAAAACAAGCAAGCAAGCAGUUGUUAUUUAUUUUAGCCUUUUUGUAAUCACUAGCUUGUUUAAUAUUAUUGCAGUAUUUGCGUUAUGGGAGAUAGUGAUUUCAUACUGAUUAUUUCAUUCUGAGCUUUUUUUUUGGUAUUAUUAUUGUUAUUGUGUCCCAUCGAAGGGGGAAGUGAUCCCAAAGAGUUGUGUGAGAGAAGAAAUGGAUCAAUAAAAUGUGUGCUAGGCAUUUAAACGUAAAAUAUAAUCCUUAACAAAACCUUCACCUCUUGAUGUGAAGUGAACACUGGCGAAUCCACCGUAAUCCACUGACCCCUCAGUAUUAUGAAUUAUUCUGAUACAUUCACCAGGUGAUUGGACCAUACUUACUAGACUGCUACUCGAUAUGUAGUAUUUUCUAAGACUUGAAGUGGAUUCUAGGUUGCAAUAUGCUAGGCAAACCCUCUGUCGAUGUUUUAAUGGUGUCUGCUGUGUUUACUGGACUUGUUCAGUCUCAACUGCAGGGGGUCAAGCCUCCGCCUCACCUGUCAGUGGUGCCCUUACUGACCUCAGCGGUCGUUGCUUCCUCUAAAGGCACUACUGUACAAAUGGAAAGCAAGCAAAUUAUGUCUAUGCAAAUUUUAUGUUCCUAACUCUGGGCGCAAUGUAGAUGUUGUGGCACCAGAGCUCAGACUACCUUCACUGUUGACAGCAGCAAAGGAACUGUUGAAGGAAAGGUGGCGUAUGAUGUGUUAUUAUCCUGAAGAAUUUCUCUAAGUUCCAAGCACUAGCAUAAACCUGGUUUUGCGCCUGUCGGACCACCUUCACUAACACCAUAUUAUCUGUAUUGCCAAUCAAGGUGGACUUAACAUGAUUUGGACACUGUGCUCAAGUGUAAUUAAUGCAAGGCCAUCCAGUGUUGGUUUACUAACACUCCUGAGACAGCUGGGACUGGGUGUGAAGUAGUUUGACUUGUCAUGGAUUUCUGCAUUGGUAAACAUGACCCAAUGUGUGUUGUAGGACUGUUGUAAGAUUAAUUUUAAAUCAUUUUAAUUUUCGUUUUAACGUGUUUAGGUUAGUUCUCUCAUCCUGUCCUUUGUAUGUCUCAUGCUUGUUUUUAUGUUUACAUGAAACCAUUUACAGUUGAGAAUGAAAUAAAUUCAUAGAUGAAGACAGUUGUUCUAAAACUGCAGAAGAGGAAGUUCACAGUGUAUUUAAUAAUUACAGUUGUGAUGAAUAAUAAAUCAUAAUAUAUUAAAAUCUC